Messenger RNA from Cyclocybe aegerita, 1587 nucleotides. The record is from the annotation of a GenBank genome assembly. Lineage: Eukaryota; Fungi; Basidiomycota; Agaricomycetes; Agaricales; Hemipholiotaceae.
AUGAUUGACGACAAUGUGGGGUUCUGGAACUGGCAAAAGUAUGUUUCUUUUGGUAAAACAUUGCUUCGCAGUCUCGUCGCUGCUGUUAAGGAGCAGAACAAGCAAAAGGAGGCCCAUCGAGGCUUUAGUGACUCCUUACCAAAGGAGCUGGUAGAAGGAUGGGAGGUCAUUUGCGAUGAAUGGGAUGCAGAUGGAUUUCCAAAGACAAAGCCCAACCCCUAUAGGGCUAAGGAGUUGGCGAUUUCAGAAAACCAGGUUUGCGAGGAGUUGGCAAAGGAGGAAAAGGCCUCGGCACAAGCUAGGAUCGCUCCUGCGCAUGACGCCACACCAUCUGAGUUCCUCAUUGCUGGAUUGGAUCUGGAGAAUGAACAACAACGCCUGCAUACGAUGGCAAAGGAGCAGGGCUCAACCCCCACAGAGCUCCAGAGAGUAUCCUUGAUUGGGAAGCUGUCGCCGCUCAACACGACACUGCUUUCCUUUGUGGAUGAUGGGACCAUUCUGGCCCAAUCCAAACAACUCGAUGAUAAUAAUGUGGGCCUGCGUAAGGCCUACAAGAUUAUCUACCUUCUCUUUGUUGCCUUCGCACUCGUUCUUGAACACGACAAGACCGAGCUGUUCCACUUUUCACGUCGACGAGACGCCUACAAUCCCUCGCUGGAUUUGGGGUACGCCCCACAUACCGGUGCUACACCUUUGAAGCCCAAGACCUAUUGGAGGUACUUGGGCUUCUACUUUGACCGUGGGCUCACGUUUCAUGAGCACGUCCGCUACUAUGCCACUAAGGCGUUCACCACUGUGCAGGCCAUGUGCAUGCUUGGUAACUCCACUAGAGGUCUCUCGCCUAAACACUAUCGUCUCUGGUAUUUCGAUGGUGCCCGCAAUAAGGGCGCGAUGAACCAGCUGAAAUGGAUGCAGCGAAAAGCUGCUCUAUGGAUUACUGGUGCUUUCCGCACCUCACCCACAGGCGGUCUUGAGGCCCUUGCUGGCCUCAUCCCUGUCCAUCUCAUGCUGAAGAAGUUGGCAGCACGUGCAGUGUACCACGUCGCCACCCUCUCGGAUACUCACCCCCUCCGCUCCAUGAUGGGCGAGAGACUCCUCAAGCGGGCUGCACCACACGCCCGCUCAGCCGCCUUGAUGACCCCAGCUAUGCAGGGGAAGGUCAAGAGCACUGUUAUGGAGGUGGAUGAGCGCAUCCACACCUUGACUGAGAGCUUCGAGCCCUUUGCGCCUGAAGCUCGCCCAGGCGAUCGGUUAUUGGACUGCUAUGCAGACUGUCUCCACUUUGACAAGUGUGAUCCUGCCCAGGAUAGGCGACCAUAUCUAGACGAGCUCAUCGCGAAAGCGAGGGCCAACCCGUUAACAGUACUGGCUGCAACUGAUGGCUCUGUCCCUCAGUCCAACCAGUAUCAGGCAGCUUCAGCUGCUAUAAUCUACAAGGGACAUUGCAAGCUCGAAAGGACUCGGUAUGUCUCUGGCAGAGUCACUGCCCCUGACGUGGAGCUCAAUACCAUCUUGUGUGCAGUGCGCCUUGCUAUCAAGCAGGCAAACUGCCAACAUAUCAUGGUCUUUACUGACUCUAUGGGCUGA